AAACGCAAAUACAGGGCCCAGCAACAUCCUUCGGCCUGCGCCUUACUCACGGGCUUCAUCCGCUGCGCUCCGACCAAGUCUGGACGGCCCAACGUGGACACGCACGCACAAAGCCCCCGAAGCUUCGGCGAGGACGAUGGACGGCUGCGGCGGCGAUGGCCGCCGGCCUCGCGCCGUCUUUAUGGCCUUCGGCACCCACGGCGACGUCUUCCCAAUCGCUGCCCUUGCUGCAGCGUUUGCUAAUGACCAACAGCAGUAUACUGUGGUGUUCAUCACUCAUUCAGCACACCAGAGUUUAUCCACACAUCUUGCAGUCAGUAAAGUUAGGUACAUGCCUGUGGCAAGCCCACCUGCCCUUGCUUCCGAACAACUUGAUAAUAUUUCAUAUGAUUCUGUUCAAUCGAACGCUGGUCCUGAGUCAUUUUCACGGCGGAAAGAGAUCAUUCAGACGGAGCACAGGAAAGCCUGUUUAGCUUCUGUCGAAGAAGUGUUUGGAAAUGAUCCGAGCAUUCACAGCGACUUCAUUGUGAUCAAUUUCUUUGCCCUGGAAGGUUGCCAUCUUGCAGAAUUGUUUCAAGUUAAGUGCAUCAUUGCUGCUCCUUAUUUUCUUCCAUAUAGUGCUCCUUCAUCAUUUGAACGCCAAUUUAAGCAAAGUUUUCCUCUUCUGUACAAGUACUUUCAAGAAGCUCCCCCCAACACAGUCUGCUGGACUGACAUUACCCAUUGGAUGUGGGCGCUUUUCAUGGAAAGUUGGGGAUUGUGGAGAAAUGAUUGCCUAAAUCUUAGUCCUAUUCCUUAUACAGAUCCAGUAACAAAUCUUCCUUUGUGGCAUGUACGUGCAGAGUCGCCUUUGUUGUUGUAUGGUUUCAGCAAGGAAAUUGUCGAGCGCCCAGGAUAUUGGCCCUCAAGUGCUCAUAUUUGUGGCUUUUGGUUUCUUCCUAUGGCUUGGCAGUUUUCUUGUGAUAAAUGCAGGGAGUUAUUCUCUGGAGAUUUCAAUUCUCCAUUUGAGGGUAUUCUAUGUGCAAAUCAUGCUGGCCUGGAAGACUUCCUCAUGGGAAGUUCUUAUUUGUCUUUACCUAUAUUUAUAGGAUUAAGUUCCAUUGGCAGCAUGGGGUUUCUUAGAAAUCCUAAAGCAUUACUAAUGGUGAUUAAAGCUGUCAUAGAGUCAACAGAUUACAGAUUUAUCCUUUUCUCGUCUGGAUACCAGCCAUUGGAUUCAGCAAUCAGAUCUUUUGCUUCUUUAGCUGUAGAAUCAAGUGUAGAGGCACCUGCUCUUAGUAAUGACAGCACUCUCCUUUUCAAUAAUCGACUCUUUUGCUUAUCUGGAUCAAUACCGUAUAGCUGGCUUUUCCCUAAAUGUGCAGCUGCUAUUCAUCAUGCUGGCAGUGGAUCUACAGCUGCUGCACUAUUUGCUGGAACCCCUCAGGUUGCAUGCCCUUUCCUGCUGGACCAGUUUUACUGGGCGGAGAGACUACACUGGUUAGGGGUGGCACCUGAGCCCCUUAAAAGACAACAUCUAAUCCCAGAUAUAGAUGAUGCCGCGAGCGUUAACAAAGCCGCAGAUGUGCUACUUGGAGCUAUCAGAUCAGCAUUAUCACCAGAAAUUAAAGCUCAAGCAACUGUAAUUGCUCAGAGACUUGCUUCCGAGGAUGGGAUUGGUGAAGCCCUCAGGAUCUUGAAGGAGAAAGUUUUGCCUUAAAUAAAAUUUGAGCAGUAAGAAGAGGAAGAUGUACCGAGAACUAAAAACCAUGUAAAAAUAGUUUUACCAAGCGUAGAUUUUGUGUGUGCCCCCAUUGAUUUCUUGCCAUUGUUUCGGAGCACUGAAAUAUGUACUCCCUCCGAUCACAGAUAUAAGAUGUUCUAGUAACUUCUUUUUUUUCUGAAUCAGAUGUAUAUAAACAUGUUUUAGUGUGUUUGUUCGCUCGUUUCACUCUGUAUGUAGUCCAUAUUGAAAUAUCCAAAAUAUCUUAUAUUUGUA
This is a messenger RNA of Triticum aestivum (bread wheat), 1978 nucleotides long. RefSeq names its product O-mycaminosyltylonolide 6-deoxyallosyltransferase. Gene Ontology annotation, molecular function: UDP-glycosyltransferase activity. The record is from RefSeq and is a predicted model, not a curated record. Bases 137 to 1699 code for a protein of 520 amino acids. NCBI's taxonomy places the organism in Eukaryota, Viridiplantae, Streptophyta, Magnoliopsida, Poales, Poaceae. The transcript has 15 exons.